Messenger RNA from Drosophila obscura, 2290 nucleotides. Its product is annotated as acyl-CoA Delta12-desaturase. Gene Ontology annotation, molecular function: stearoyl-CoA 9-desaturase activity; iron ion binding. Bases 336 to 1589 code for a protein of 417 amino acids. Lineage: Eukaryota; Metazoa; Arthropoda; Insecta; Diptera; Drosophilidae. The record is from RefSeq and is a predicted model, not a curated record. The transcript is spliced from 5 exons. Gene Ontology annotation, biological process: unsaturated fatty acid biosynthetic process. Gene Ontology annotation, cellular component: endoplasmic reticulum membrane.
CAGCUCAUCGCGUCUAACACUCGGCUGUGCGAAUUCUUUGAACUAGGCGCUUAAAAAGCACUGCCACUCGAUCCGUACCCUCAUACGCCGUGCAUUCAUCGCGCCUCGUGGACGUGCCGUGUGUGUGUGGCCGAAAGCAGCCUAUAACCCUUACCCAAUCCAUACCGAACGAGCCUGAACGUAUCCUUAGUUGCUGGAUACGAAACGAACUCUUGUGUGCCCGUGUGAAUUUCGGUGUUUUUGUGCCCAACGAAACGAACCAAAGUGCGUGAAUUUUUUCAUCCGUUUCAUCUUGGAUUUCCCCCAGUUGUUUGGUUGCUACACAAUCCUUAAAGAUGACGCCCAACAUAAUAGGCAGCACCUUCAUACUGGCCGAGACGGCCAUUGCUGAUGGCAACAACAACAAGAUGGCCGCCGCACCCGCUGCCUCAGCAGCGACGACACCGAAGGCCGUGAAGCAGGCGCCCGCCAAGAAGGCGGAGCAGCCCGUGGCCGCCGCCGCCGUCGCUGAGGGUGAGGCUGCCAAGAAGCCCUUCCAAAUGGAGAUUGUCUGGCGCAACGUUGGCCUCUUCGUUGUCCUGCACUCGAUGGCCCUUUACGGUCUCUACCUGGUCUUUGCCGAGCGGGCGUACAUGGAGCUCUUGCCAGUGUACGCGACCAUGUUCCUGGGCGGUCUGGGCAUCACGGCCGGAGUCCAUCGUCUGUGGUCGCACAAGGCCUACAAGGCCAAGCUGCCGCUGCGCAUCUUCCUGAUGCUGUGCCAGUCGCUGGCCUUCCAGAACAGCAUCUGGGAGUGGACCCGCGACCAUCGUGUGCACCACAAGUUCACUGACACACACGCCGAUCCCCACAACUCCCGACGCGGCUUCUUCUUCGCCCACAUGGGCUGGCUGAUGUGCAAGAAGCACCCGGACGUGACCAGCAAGGGCAAGCAGAUCUCGAUGGCCGAUAUUGAGCAGGAUCCCGUGGUGGUCUUCCAGAAGAAAUUCUACUUUGUGGUUAUGCCCAUCUGCUGCUUCGUCGUGCCCAUGAUAUUCCCCUACUACUUUAUGGGCAGCUCGCUGCGCGUCUGCUUCUUCACCUGCUCGAUGCUGCGCUUCUGUCUGUCGCUGCACUUCACCUGGCUGGUGAACAGCGCCGCCCACUUCUACGGCAUGAAGGCCUACGACGUGAACGUCAGUGCGCGGAACAACAAGCUGGUGUCGACACUCACCAUCGGCGAGGGCUGGCACAACUACCACCACGUCUUCCCCUGGGACUACAAAGCAGCCGAGCUGGGCACCUACAGCUUCAACUGGACCACUGCCUUCAUUGAUGUGAUGGCCAGAAUCGGUCAGGCCUAUGAUCUGAAGUUCGUCUCACAGGAGAUGGUGUACAAGCGUGCGCUGCGCACCGGCGACGGCUCCCACAUUGCCGCCCUCAUGGAUGCCAACAACAACAAUGCCAUUCCCACUAGCGAGCUGGUGGCCCAUUUGGAUCACGAGAAGGAGGAGCACGCCAUCUGGGGCUGGGAUGACAACGAUAUUAGCGAGGAGGACCGCAAGGGCGCCAACGUUGUGAAUAAGGAGUCCGACUGCAAGCUAGACUAAGCUGGGGGGCGGCGGCGCCCUGCGUCAGCAGUUACCAAUCCUAACUAAGCGAACGAACAUAUUUCUUGUUUAACAAUCGGGUCUGCAGUAUUUAAUAGUAGCAAUUAGUUAAUGCUCUGCCCCAUACUGCCUACUCAUAAGUGGUGUCUGUUAAUACGAGUAUGGGAAAGUCCGAGCAGGGGAGCGACGGGAGGCGAGGGACAGACCCGAUUGCAAAAUUUUAGAAGGGUUCCACAAGCAACAAGCAACAUGCAACAGGCAACAACCAACGUCUUACAAAUCAAUGGCUUCAAUUCCAAAUACAAAACUAAAAGAUGAAGAAGGAAAAACUAUUCGAGAUUAGUCAAAAGCAAACAUUAGUAGUGCAAAACAAACAAAACAAAACAAAACAAAAAACAAAAUUGUUAACAAGAAUUCUGCACUUUUAUUAAUUUUUUACACAACCUUAUCUCGCACUUGUCGUUCAAGGCUGAACGCAUCUGCCACCCCCUCUCUCUAUCACUAUAUCUACAUAUAAAUAAUUGUAUAUUUACGCAAGAGGUUCUAGCAUUAAGUGUACCCACUAAGACACCUACUCUAAGCAUCGACUUUUAUGCGUUUGUACAUUGUGUUAGUCAUUUAGGUCAAAAGCUGUACAUUUCAAUCCAACGAUUCCAGUUGCGAAAAUUCUACAAACAAAAAUUAUAUAAAAACUUACAAAA